Messenger RNA from Fusarium keratoplasticum, 1494 nucleotides. RefSeq lists its product as uncharacterized. NCBI's taxonomy places the organism in Eukaryota, Fungi, Ascomycota, Sordariomycetes, Hypocreales, Nectriaceae. The record is from RefSeq and is a predicted model, not a curated record. The transcript is spliced from 3 exons. The coding region runs from base 1 to 1494 and encodes 497 amino acids.
AUGUUUCAAUCCCAACUUGUCGCAAUGUUUCUCUUAUGGCUGACGAUUUGGAUCCGAGCAACCAGCACCGCCAGUUUGUAUGCCUAUAGCACCGCUAAAGGGGUCCAAGUCGGCGCCCAGGACCCAAAGACGGGGGAACUCCACUACAGCAACUGCAACAGCGAGAAAACUCCCAUCUUUCCCAUCGACAAGCCUAACGUUCUCAAAGUCGGGUUGAUGCCGCGAAAGGGCACAGCGUUGGCAGCAGCAGGAUGGUGGGACGGACAAAAAGUUACUGCAUCCAUUUUCUACCAAACCGACGAGUCCGUCAUCGUCAACGCGUACUGUGAAUGUAACAUGACGACCGGGAAGCUCACCUACAUCGACAAUUGGGCCAUAUCAGAAACUGCCGAAGUAAAGUCUGUCAACAACGAGACUGGGCUCUCCGUGCAACUGUUAGGAGGCGAGGAGGGAUAUCGCCUCUUUUACCACAACAAGGACGGAGACGUCAUGAUGCUCCGGUACAUGCCGAAAACGACGGCAUGGGUGGAUGAUGGGGCAAUCUCACAGGAUCAUUUGGCCGGAAUGGCUUUGGCAUCUGCUCAUUAUGGCAAGAAUAUUUCAGUGGCAUUUCCACAAGGGCAGAGCAACAUCGAGGUCUCUCGGUUUUCAAACACGGACGAAUGGCAUCUUUCGACGUUUCCCCAACCCUUAGAGGGACUCUAUGGCUCGUCUAUUGUGCCUACGAACGAGACGGCUCCGUCAGCCAUUCAAAUUGACGACGAAGUCGAUCCAGAGUUCAGCUUACCUUUCUGGAACCCCGAGAUAAGGUCCCUCGGCAUGUCUAUCGACAGUUCUCGUUCUCGAAGCAUCUUUUAUUUCGGGGCCGACAAGAAGUUGUAUCAGGUCACUGAAAAUAAUGAUGAAUGGGAGUUGGCUCCCAACCAGACCGACAACAUCUGGCCUCAAGCUGAUGACUCAAGUGCCGACCUAGCUGUUGCCAAUGACCAGGGCAACGGCGAGACUUGGAUAUACUACUGGGCCAACGACAGUAUUGUCCAAGUGCACAGGAAGAACUCCAAGGACUGGGAGCCGGCCAAGAUGCUGCCAGUGAAUGCGACCAACUCGGCCAACCAGAACUCCGAGGGCAACAAAGGGUCACAAGAGAGUGCUGACUCCUUGGGUUCAAAAGACCUGAGCACCGGAGCCAAGGCAGGCAUCGGAGUUGGUGUCUCCAUGGGUGUCAUUCUCAUGACCGGCUUGAUCUGGUUCCUAAUGAAACGGCUCGCUGCAAAGAAGGGGCGGGACACGGAAGCAGAUGGGGAUCCGGCACCUGAUCAGUCUCCAGGCUCGCCAGAAGUGGACGAAACGGCUACGCUCAAGCCAGUCUCUAACCCGUCCCUCGAUGACACGCCCAAAGCUGACCCGGUCGAGAUGGAGAGUCCAAGAGUGAUGGCAGAACUAGAACAUCCGCCAGUUAUCUAUGAGCUGCCUGAGAACGAUGGCAAGCAAUAA